CACGCUUAGAAACACAAAACUCAACUAUAUUCCCUUGUUUUCUUAUCACAAAACUAAAAUCAUAACAAAAUGGCUUUGAUUUUGAGGUUCUUUACAUGCCUUGUUUUGACGGUGUGCAUUGUUGAAUCAGUAGAUGCAGCAAUCUCAUGUGGCACAGUGGCACGUCAAUUGGCUCCAUGUGCUAGCUAUCUGUGGAGAGGCGGGAUGAUGAUUCCCUCAUGCUGUGCGGGAGUUAAAAAAUUGAAUGAUAUGGCUCAAACCACACUGGAUCGUCAGCAAGCAUGCAAAUGCUUAAAGGCCGCUGCACAGGGCAUCAACCCAAGUAUAGCCUCUAGCCUUCCUGGAAAGUGCGGUAUUAGCAUUCCAUAUACCAUCUCCAAGAACACUAACUGCGACACCAUCCAGUGAAGUGGGAACUCAUAUUUAUCGUGUGGAUG
This is a messenger RNA of Brassica oleracea var. oleracea, 437 nucleotides long. Its product is annotated as non-specific lipid-transfer protein 4-like. The record is from RefSeq and is a predicted model, not a curated record. NCBI's taxonomy places the organism in Eukaryota, Viridiplantae, Streptophyta, Magnoliopsida, Brassicales, Brassicaceae. Gene Ontology annotation, biological process: lipid transport. Gene Ontology annotation, molecular function: lipid binding. The coding region runs from base 70 to 408 and encodes 112 amino acids. The transcript has 2 exons. Gene Ontology annotation, cellular component: membrane.